AAUACGCUGACUACCAUCGCGGGCGCUUCAAACAUGGCGAAGAGUUUGCAGGUUUCCAAACUUGAAGAAAUCUUGCAGAAGGAGCUAAAUACAACAAAAUUAAAGCCUCUAGGAUUUGCAACUGGUGGUUGCAUCAACGAAGGCCAGAGUUAUCUUACUGAAAAUGGAAAGAUCUUUGUCAAAGUCAACGAGAAAUCUGAGGUAAAUUUGACGUAUCAAAUAGAGGGGAAUCUCCUUCGUUAUGUCAAACUCUCCGCUUGUUAAAUAAACAGUUGGUUUGGUUUUCCUUUCAGGCUACGAAAAUGUUCGAAGGUGAAUUUUUAAGCCUGGAAACUAUUUAUCCAACGAACACGGUCCGAGUUCCUAAACCAAUCAAGGUUAGCCUAUCCAGUAUCUCACUCGAAAUUCGAAAUUGCUCCAAAUCUCUCAAUUUAAGAAAAAGUUUUCUUAUUUUACGAGAAAAAUUUAAAACAAAUCAUAGGAUAAGAACUCUUCUUCCUGUAAUUAAAGCAGGCAGUUUGAAUUUAUGAGAACAAACUCUUAUUUAUGAUUUUUUUGUUUUAAUUUUUUUCUAUAAAUAAGAGAUCUACAAGAGUGUCUGUUUAUUAAUAUUGGUGAAAACAUUAGACUUUGCAAUGUUUACUUAUGGGCCCCCUCCUGUCCAUAUUCGUCCACACUUAUCCAGAUAUUGUUGAAUUCGCAAAUUUUUCUUUGCAGAUUUAGAAAGUUUCACAUCCACAUGUGGCGUAUUCAAAUCGAAUUUGCCCGUCCAUACCAUACUUAGCAGAUGAGACUGAUUAUAUGAAAGCGGGCAAACAUCAAAGUUGAAAACAAGGAUGGUGUAGUUUAUGUUGGAAGUUCCCUGACCGUACACCACCCUUUGUAUUUGUUCACAAAUUGUGACUGAAUAAAUUAAUGUGAUGUCUCUAUUAUUGGUCAGUAAGUUCAAAAUAAUUUUGAACUUACUGACCAAUAAUAGAGACAUCACAUUAAUUUAUUCAGUCACAAUUUGUUGUGCACAGCCAGGUCCAUAGAAGUUAACAAAAACAUAACAGAGGAUUCUCCCUGGUUUCAUAUCCAUUGCAUAACUGUCUGGAUUCACUCACAGUUUGUCAGCUAAUUUGUAAUGCGAUUUUGGGCUCAUGCCAAAAAUUUUCAUAACAUUCUUCUUCAAUAACUGUUUCGCAGUUUGACAUAUUAAAUAAAGAACUGGGCUCGAUCUCGUUACAUUAUUGGAUAAAUAAAGAUUUACAGUGAAACAGUAACUCACAGUUAUGGAGCAUGACACACCAGACCUCCCGGGGAUUGUUAUUGUUAUGAGCAGAGCAACUCGUGCCAUGCAAUGAGCCAUGAAUCUACAAUAGUUAAUAUCUUUGUUGCAGCUUAGUACAAUGGUACAGACAGGUACCAAGGUCAAAAUGUUGCAACACUGUCUAGUACGUUUCUAAAAAAACAAUUUCUGAACACAUGUGGAUGGGGCCUUAAUUUUGCAGUAAUCGGUCGUUUUGCUUUGUUUUGCCUAUGAGUAGUUUCACUUUUUACUACUAAGUCUUUACUAAAAAAACGGCGUCAGCAUCAAUCAAAGAGAACUGUGUUUUUGUAGGGAUCAUCUUGCUACAUCUCCAUUUUGUUUUUCAUCACUUGUAGAUAUUUGACCAUCCUGCUGGAAGUGGAUCAAUUUUCGUUAUGGAGCAUAUUGAUAUGAAGGGUUUGAGGAAAUAUCAAGCACAACUAGGAGCACAACUUGGAAGGUAGCUCAAUUAACCAUCUCUUAGAGGUGUCCGCCUUUAAUAAACAGUCAGUCAAAGUCAAUCAGGGAGGGUUUUUUUUCUUUUGGAGAAGAAAAGGAAAAGAAUGAAAUGCCUAAUUAAAUUUUUGUUUUUUAAAGAGACACCAAACACCCUAAAACUUAUGUCUGGUCAGCCUUUCAUAGCCAUGAUGGGGAUCAGAUUUCGAUGAUUGUAGGUAUGAAAUACAUCUGCCACCAGAAUAAAUUUGUACUUGGGGAAGGCAAUAAAAUGGCACUAAUCUUUGAAUGACUAGCAACUGUAUAGCAAUUCCAGCGGAAGCUUCAUUUCACUUGAAGAAUGUUCAGAUUUGCUCUCGUUGCCUUUAGGGAAUUGACUUAGUAAUUCUUGAGAUUCAUUAGAGCAAACAAAAAUAUAGUGUUCAAUUUACAUUAUAUUCCCAGUUCUUCUAUUUUUGUUGACAUUUUGACCAGAGGACUUUAUUCACUGAAACCCUUCAGCCAAUAAGAGUAGAACUUUGUAAUACGUGUUACUUCAGAACCAGUCAGAAAGAACACCAGAUACUAGCUUUUUUGCAUGUAAUCUUACAAAUUAGUGGAUCAUAGGCACCCUCCUUCUCAUGCAAAACAUACAGAGAUGAUCAGCUCUCAUUGUAUCAUCUUCUAUAUAUCUGGUUAAAUUAAACUGGGUCCUGUUUUUUCCCACAGACUACAUAUGGAUAACAUUAAAAAAUUACAGAAGGCUGAAAUAGAGGAAAACAGGAUUGGAAAGGGAAAGGACCCAACAGCUGUUCAUAAAUUUGGUUUCCCAGCUGUUACAUGUUGUGGUUACAUUGGACAAAACAAUGAAUGGUGUGAUGACUGGGUGGUAAGCGAUGACAUUUUAAUGUAUAAAUUGCAGCCACGGAAAUGAAAUAAUCCUGAAAAGGGAAGGUAACAAAGUCAGGAAAUACAGCUGUUUUGAAUUGAAUCAGUCCUCCUUGUCAUCAUCAUCAUCAUCAUCAUCAUCAUUAUCAUCACCAUCAUCAUCGCCAUCAUUUGUCAUUUCCAUUUCUAUAUUUGAGAGGGUCACCCUGUGACUGAUGCACCACACUUUUUUAUUAGCCAACAGGCUAAUAAGCCGUUUGCCAGACUCCGUCUCUUCAUCUUUCAUUAAAAUACUGUGUAAAGUCUUUUAAGCUGUCCGACUGGAAUCUUGUUGGUUCCCAUACUAGUAUGGGGACAGUUUAGGGUGCUGAUAGCAAUGUCCUACCAGCUGCAGACAAUGUUCCUUUAUCUUAAAGGACAAUUUCUGAAUAUUAAAACAGGACCAUAGAGCUCCUCCAUAGCUUUUUGAACAGUCAAAGUAUCUUUCACAGCAAUUGCUUUCAAAACUAAUAGUAAUUUUGGCCUCAUUUUUUGUUGUAGACAUUUUACACCAAUAGAUUACAGCAGCAAAUGAACCUAAUUGAUAAAGAGGUAGGAUAUGUCAAUGCCUAUAAGUCAGGAGUAAAUUUAUUAAAUGGUUUCUCUUCAGGUUGAUUUUAAUUUCCUUUUCCUUAAUCCUGAAUAAUAAGAGAGAGAAGACAGAGGAACAAAAAUCUCAAUAUGUAGUACUUAAGUCAAGCUACCUGUAGUAAGUUGUCCCUGUUGAGAAAUUAGCAUAAUAUAACAUUCUUCUCACUUCCCUCUGUCCCCUCCUCCCUCAGUGCAGUUUCAAUGCCUUUGAAUUAGCAGUUUAAUUUGUUGCUGUUCAAUUUGACAUGUGGGAUGUGAUGUACAUCUUCAGUAUGGAGAUUCAGAGGCAAGAUCUCUUUGGUCAAGCCUUAAGCUAAAAAUACCAGAGUUCUUUAAAGAUGUACCAGAUAUAAAGCCUUCCCUUCUUCAUGGGGAUCUUUGGAGUGGAAAUGCAGCAGAAACAGAUGAUGGUCCAGGUAAUGCAACUACAAAUCAUUUUAAACUGUUAAAUUCAUGUACUAACUAAAAGAUAGCACCACAUUGGUUAACAACAACAACAACUUUAUUAAGCCUUAAUUACACACCGCCUGCAGUUAGCAAAAGCUAUUUGAGGCAAGCAGUGUGGGGACGCUACAUACAUAUGUUACAUUCAAUCACAUUAAAGGAAGAACUAUAAUAUAUAUUACAAAGAGGAUGCAGCAUUGUCUCUUAAUUCCCAAUUGGAAAACCUUAACAUUGUAAAAGUUCCUUGAACUGGGGAGUGCUUGCAAGGAGGGAAAUUUUAGUACUGUUUUCCAUGGGACAACAAAGAUGUCUCUUCCCAAGAGGAGUAAAGGAGUUAGCCCUUGCACCCUUUAACCCCCAGUUAUUUUCCUACAAAACAAUUUUCAAGACUGCUCAAGUCCAUACAUUUCGUUAAAAAAAAAAUGGAUGAGAGAAUUUUGUUUAAGGACAAAGCAUUUUCCUGCAGAUGAUCAUUUCGUUAAUUCUCAUAACCUUUUCCGUUGAUAAUAUAUUGAGAUCGGUGGGAGAAAAUUGAUGUUGGUCAUUCUCAGGACUUAACCCAAACAAUGAUGACAGCCGGCAAGUAGCGAAAAAAACUGCAUUUUUCACCAAUUCCUGAACACCUAAAACAUCAAGUUUCCACUCCAGGGGCAUUGUACUUCAAUGAAGACUUAUGUGAGGAUGCUCCACACUGACAUACAACCCCUCUAAUACCCUUCUAUAUACCAUUUCUGACAAAAAAGUUAAUACCUCUUUCAUACUUUCUAUUGACGUUCACAUAGUUUAGAACUGUGCAUUCCUCUUAAAUGCCAUAAAUGCACUGUCUUAAAAACAUGAGUAAACCAUUGUCUAGUCCCAAGGCCUCGAUAUUGUGCGUGGCUGAUGUGUUCCAGGUCACUUGGUCUCCCAGUUGUUUAAGUCUCAGAUACAUCACCGAAAUGCAUUGACCAUGCCAAGAAGGCCUGGGAAGACGCUGUACAGGGACUACUAGUCAAAGUAAAUCACAAAACCAGAACGUUUUCUCGACUUUUUCACAUUCAUGAAAUGCACAUGUUAGCCCUUUUUUGGCCUUUUUACAGUCGCUGACUGAAAUGACAGAUUUAUUCUUUUAAUGCUUGCAGUUGUAUUUGAUCCAGCUUCAUUUUAUGGCCAUCAUGAAUUUGAUUUGGCAAUAGCAGGAAUGUUUGGUGGCUUUUCCAAGGCAUUUUAUGAUGCUUAUCACAAGGAGAUACCCAAAGAAAAAGGCUUUAAUAAAAGGCAUCAAUUGUAUCAGCUUUUUCACCAUUUAAACCACUGGUAA
Molecule: messenger RNA, 4988 nt
Organism: Porites lobata
Lineage: Eukaryota; Metazoa; Cnidaria; Anthozoa; Scleractinia; Poritidae
Source: the annotation of a GenBank genome assembly